AUGGCGGGGCCCCCGGCCCCCCCGCCGGAGACGGCGGCCACCGCCGCCACGGCCGCCGGCGCCACGGCCGCCGCCGCCGCCUCGUCCUCGUCGUCGUCGUCGUCGUCCGCCGCGUCCCCGCACUACCAGGAGUGGAUCCUGGACACCAUCGACUCGCUGCGCUCGCGCAAGGCGCGGCCCGACCUGGAGCGCAUCUGCCGGAUGGUGCGGCGGCGGCACGGGCCGGAGCCGGAGCGCACGCGCGCCGAGCUCGAGAAACUGAUCCAGCAGCGCGCCGUGCUCCGGGUCAGCUACAAGGGGAGCAUCUCGUACCGCAACGCGGCGCGCGUCCAGCCGCCCCGCCGCGGAGCCACCCCGCCGGCCCCGCCGCGCGCCCCGCGCGGGGCCCCCAACGCCGCCCACGCCGCGCCGCCGCCCGCGCCCGCCCCGCCGCCGCCGCCCGCGCCCGCCGCCGCCGCCUCGGCCCGGGCGCCCCGCACGGCCGCCGCCACAGCGCCCCCUUCGCCCGGCCCCGCGCCGCCGGGCCCCCGCGCGCAGCGGGCCGCGCCCCUGGCCGCGCCGCCGCCCGCGUCCGCGCAGCCGCCGCCGCCGCCGGCGCCCCCGGCCGGCCCGCGCCGCGCCCCGCCGGCCGCGUCCGCCGUCGCCGCCGCCGCCGCCCGGGAGCCGCCGGCGCUGCCGCCACCCUCGCCGGCGCCGCCGCAGCAGCACCCGCCGCCGCCCGCGCCCUCGCCCGCGCCGCCGCUGCAGCCGCCGCCGCCGGAGGGGGGCGCGGCGCGCGCCGGCGGCCCGGCGCGGCCCGUGAGCCUGCGGGAAGUCGUGCGCUACCUCGGGGGCAGCGGCGGGCCCGGCGGCAGGCUCACCCGCGGCCGCGUGCAGGGGCUGCUGGACGAGGAGGCGGCCGCGGCGGCGACGCGGGGCCGCCUGGAGCGCACCCGCCUCGGAGCGCUCGCGCCGCCCCGCGGGGACAGGCCCGGACGAGCGCCGCCGGCCAGCAGCGCCCGCGCGGCGCGGAGCAAGAGAAACGAAGAGCCCGUGCUUGAGAAAGACGACGAGGACGACGACGAGGACGAUGAAGACGAAGACGACGACGUGUCCGAGGCCUCCGAGGUGGCCGAGAGCGACAGGCCGGCCGGGCCGCCACCGCAGCUUCACCACCAGCUCAACGGCGAGCCCGGCGGUGGUGCCCCGAGCGCCAAGGAGCGGGUCAAAGAGUGGCCGCCCGCGGGGUCCCACCCGAGCCCGGACGAGGGGCGUGGGCCGGCGCCAGGCCCUCGCCAGAUCUUCAUGGGGAUGAACAAGGAGGGGGGAUCAGGCUGCGCCACCCCUGGACCUGACUGUCCUUCCCCUGUGCCUUUGCCUCCGGGAAAACCAGCCCUUCCCGGGACUGAUGGGAUCCCAUUUGGCUGCCCGUCGGGGCGCAAGGAGAAGCCGGCGGACCCCGUGGAGUGGACAGUGAUGGACGUGGUGGAAUAUUUCACCGAGGCCGGCUUUCCUGAGCAGGCCACUGCGUUUCAGGAGCAGGAGAUCGACGGGAAGUCGCUGCUACUUAUGCAACGCACCGACGUGCUCACUGGCCUGUCCAUCCGCCUGGGUCCGGCCCUGAAGAUCUAUGAGCACCACAUCAAGGUGCUCCAGCAAGGCCACUUCGAAGAUGAUGACCCCGACAGCUUUCUGGGCUGAGCGUCCAGCGCACCCUGGCGGCCCGCCCCUCCUGCCCCCUCAUAUUCCCGCCCACGGCCCCCUGCAUCGGCUCCUGCCCCUCACCCCCAACCCUGGGCCCAGUCCAGACACUCAGGCCUCAUGACAGUUUCUAAAGAGAGGGCACCGGCCCCAUCGCUGCGCCCCUGAGUCUGCUCCAAAAGGAACCCAGAGCGGCCUAGAGACAGGGGCUAUAAUUUGACCCCCCAGGAGGCCAAAUCUGCCCCCACCCCCACUUAUCCACUCACUACUACCCCUCCCAGGCCAGGACAUUUUUUUUGGACAAAAAAAAAAAAAAGUGGGGCAUUCCCUCUACCCCAGACCCCUGUGCGUUCAGCCAGAUGUUCUCGAUAUAAAUGUUCUGUUCAGCUGUUUUGUUCUCUCGGUGGACGAUGGACCGUCAUCCCUUUACUGGGCCCCCCGCAGGCUCCCCAGGCUUUGGGGGUGGGGGGUCCCCGCGUCUUUUCUUUCCCUCCCUCCUCUGUUGGUUGUCGCUCCAGCUGGCUGUGUUGCUUUUUAAUAUUGCACCGGAAGUUUUUUAAAUAAAAGUUUUAAGAAAAAGAAAUGGGGAAAAAACAA
Suncus etruscus (white-toothed pygmy shrew) is the source of this 2277-nucleotide messenger RNA. RefSeq names its product sterile alpha motif domain containing 1 (gene SAMD1). Lineage: Eukaryota; Metazoa; Chordata; Mammalia; Eulipotyphla; Soricidae. Gene Ontology annotation, molecular function: DNA binding; protein binding. The record is from RefSeq and is a predicted model, not a curated record.